AUGACUGGACUACAGAACAGCGAGUGCGACAAGAUUCGACCCCUUUUGCCGAUUUCGCCCCCCUACAAUAUACUUCCGAACCACGGGCGAUUCCGCAAGACGGUCAACAUUUGUGGAAAGUGGCCAUGGGAGUUAGCCCAGGAGGACAAGAUCCCUGAUACGUGGAGCGUGAAUUUGUUGGACGAGCUCGCACACGCCGUCCGAAUCGUCGAGACGACCGGUAUAUCGCUCGAUGAAUUCAUCGAGCAGCUAAACCGAAUCAUCGAGGAGCGGAUUCCAUCGAACAAGGCCAACUGGAGUAAAAAGUUGAUGAAAACCGAUGCCACUGCUAUCAUCAAGUGGAUGACGGACAAGAAGAAAGGCAUCCAUCAACAGGAUCGCACGACCAGAAGCAAGUCCCAGGCCCCUAGCGUUAAUCGAAAUAAGGGCAGCCAAGAUUCACGGCAGAGUCUGUCUACCAACACGCCCAGCGGUAAGACUCCCGGAGGCCAUGAUGCUCCAGCUGGAGACAAAUCUUCUGUUGCCCGACAUGGGCCUGGCUCGCGAGGCGGCGAAGAUUUGUCCCAGCAGAAUCAGAAUGUUACCUCCAACAUUACACGCGAUGCGACAGCCCCUUCUCCUGAAAAGCCCACCGGCCAGAUGUCCGCCCUCUCCCCAAUGGCGAGACUGCUGACAACCGUCACCAGCGUUGACGCUGCGACUCCCUCCAGAAAGCGACCCCGGAUGUGCGACAGUUCUCCGCCAGAGGAGACGGCCCGCAAGGCUCCUAGAAGCCGCAAAAGCGAUGGUGGCCAUCGUGCCAUGACUGAUGCUCCUACCCUCUACAUGGUUUGGCUAAACAAUGAGUCUGGCCAAGCCAAGCAGCAAGUCGAACUCUUCAAAGACUGUCGCACCGAACUGGACAAGUCUCAAGCGAAGCGCAAGGAUGUUAGUGCGCAAGAGCAGCAGAUUCAGACCGAGCGCGAAGCGGCCCGUGAAGAGGUUCAAAAGCUCACUCGUGACGAGCAGCAUCACAAGCUGGCAGUGGACUCGCUGCGGCCCAUUGUUGAGCAGGCAGGUUGUCCCGCUCAAUAUCGAGAAGCAUUCGAAUUAAGUGAGAAGUUGCUGCAGGCGGCUCCGAGCGACAAGAAACGUGCUGAGGAGCGAGUCUGCGAGAAGGAGCGCCAACUACGGGCUGUCGACCGCGAACUGGGCUUGUUGGACGGCGGAAUUGAGAGACUGACGGAGGAGAUUGAGAGACAUCGUGAGGCGGCUGUUCAGAUAGAGAAGGAGCAGCGCGUUUGUGAUAUCUUACUCAAGCUGGUUGGGACUGGUGUGACGGGCAUUGCGAGCUGGGAUUCGCAUCGGUUGGAAGCGUUGGGGGCUGUGGUUAACCAGGUUGAUGACGAUGACGAGAUGGAGGAGAAUGACGAGGAAUGGUCUGAGGUGGAGGGAGAAGAGGAGGAGAUGGUGGAAUGA
This is a messenger RNA of Fusarium keratoplasticum, 1458 nucleotides long. RefSeq lists its product as uncharacterized. The transcript is spliced from 2 exons. Lineage: Eukaryota; Fungi; Ascomycota; Sordariomycetes; Hypocreales; Nectriaceae. The coding region runs from base 1 to 1458 and encodes 485 amino acids. The record is from RefSeq and is a predicted model, not a curated record.